Molecule: messenger RNA, 727 nt
Organism: Toxotes jaculatrix (banded archerfish)
Lineage: Eukaryota; Metazoa; Chordata; Actinopteri; Toxotidae
Gene: sap18
Product: Sin3A-associated protein
Exons: 4
Coding region: 131-592 (153 amino acids)
Biological process (GO): negative regulation of DNA-templated transcription
Cellular component (GO): nucleus
Molecular function (GO): transcription corepressor activity; transcription factor binding
Source: RefSeq, a predicted model, not a curated record
CGGAAACGGACUCACGUUCUGUCUCGUUGGUGCAUUGCUGCCUGCUGCAGCUACGAUAAAACAUAAUAGCAAAGUGGUGGAAGUAACGACGUACGUGCAUUUCUAUACCAGCGGGGAAAUAAAACAAACAAUGGCUCUUGAAUCGCGGAUCACACAGGAAGAAAUCAAGAAGGAACCAGAGAAACCCAUUGAUCGAGAAAAGACCUGCCCUCUUCUGUUGCGAGUAUUCACCACCAACAGUGGUCGACAUCACAGAGCAGAUGAAUUCGCUCGUGGCAACGUUCCCUCCAGCGAACUGCAGAUAUACACAUGGAUGGAUGCUACUCUGAAGGAGCUGACCAGCCUGGUGAAGGAAGUGUAUCCAGAGGCCAGGAAAAAGGGAACUCACUUUAGCUUUGCCAUAGUCUUCCCUGACCCCAGAGGGAAAGCCUACAGGUUGAAAGACAUCGGCAGUACUGUAUCCGGCAGGAAGGGCGCAGAUGACUCCAUGACACUGCAGUCUCAGCGCUUCCAGAUUGGAGACUAUCUGGAUAUAGCUAUCACACCGCCUAACAGAGCCCCACCCCUUAGCACACGCAUGAGGCCAUUCUGAACACACACACAUACACACUAACAUGCAUACAUAAAGCAUCACACCUAAUUCUGUUUUUGUUUUCUCUUUUACAUCUUGGAUGGUUUUUGCCUCAUUUUAUAAAAUGUGACAUGAAAUAAAGUUGUCUUUUUUUUU